CCCCUAUUAUGUCCAACACCCUCGUACAAACUACAAAGCAAAUUAUUCUUUUUUUUCUUUCUAAUUAAUCAUUUUCAUCUUUAUUAUACCUACUAUAUAAGAGACAUUACAAAUUUCCAACUUCUUAACAGAGCAUUCAACAACAAGAAUCAUCAGAAACAAUUAGCAGUACAAAAUUUCAAUACAACUUGAUCAUCAAUCAACAUUAUUGAUCCUUCAAGAAUGCUUUCUAAUACUUUCAUUCUCUCUUUCUUCUUCAUAAUCUUUUUAUUUUCUCCACAUAUUAUUACAGCUACCUUUAAUAAUCUUACACUUCCACAUCAACACCCUUUUCCUGAAUCUGUUGUUCAAGAUGUAAAGAGGAGGGUCAAUGAAUCCAUUUCAAGAAGGCAAAUACUUGACAACACAGUAACAAAUAGCCAAUGUCUAACGGGCAAUCCGAUAGACGACUGCUGGCGGUGUGACCCGAACUGGGUCAACAACCGCCAACAGCUAGCGGAUUGCGCCAUAGGGUUCGGCCACGGUGCAGUUGGAGGGAAAGGAGGCCGCUACUACCUGGUCUCGGAUCCCUCCGACAUUGACACUGUGAACCCGACCCCUGGCACCCUCCGGCACGCGGUGAUCCAAGAGGAACCCCUCUGGAUCACCUUUGCCGGAGACAUGAUCAUAACGCUCACACACGAGCUUAUGAUCAACAAUUUCAAGACCAUAGAUGGACGUGGCGUGAACGUCCAAGUCACGGGGGGUGGAUGUAUAACACUACAAUAUGUUACAAAUGUGAUCAUACACAAUAUACAUGUAUACAAUUGUGUUCCAUCAGGAAAUAGUAACAUAAGGCAAAGUCCAACACAAGUUGGAUGGAGAGGAUUGUCUGAUGGUGAUGGAAUUUCAAUCUAUAGUUCAAGAAAUAUUUGGAUUGAUCAUUGUGCUUUGUCUCAUUGUACUGAUGGCUUAAUUGAUGCUAUCAUGGGAUCAACUGCUAUUACUAUAUCUAAUAGCUAUUUCACUCACCAUGAUAAAGUUAUGCUUUUGGGACACGACGAUCGUUACGUAGCCGAUGUCGGCAUGCAGGUGACAAUAGCAUUUAAUCACUUUGGACAAGGAUUAGUACAAAGAAUGCCGAGGUGUAGAAGAGGAUACAUACAUGUAGUUAACAAUGAUUUUACAGAAUGGCAAAUGUAUGCAAUUGGUGGAAGUGCUAAUCCCACAAUUAACAGCCAAGGCAAUCGUUUUACUGCACCAGAAGAUCCAAAUGCCAAAGAGGUGACAAAGCGAGUAGACGUAGACGAGAGGGAUUGGACUCAGUGGAACUGGAGGACUGAAGGGGAUCAAAUGGUGAAUGGGGCAUACUUUGUUCCUUCAGGUGACGGAAUUAGCAACCAAUAUGCCUUGGCAUCAAGCAUGGAGCCUAAAUCUGCUUUUUACAUUGAUCAACUCACCACGAAUGCUGGUGUUAUUGGUGUAGCCAGGGAUACCAGUGUGGCCAUGUCAUAUGGUGGGCGAACCAGAACCACUGUUGGAACCAACCGGAACGGCGGUGCUAGGCGUAAAGAGGAUGAUGGUGACUUCUUAGAAAAGGUAUUUGGGAGCAUUGCAUCGGCGGGAUCAUCAUCAUCACCACCUUCAACUACCACCAUCUUGUUGUCUCUUCUAAUUUUGUAUAUUACCACCAAUAAUGGUGGGCUAUUAACAUUCCCAUUACUACUCUUACGAUAGUAAUUUAAGAGAGAAUGAAUGUUAUAACAAAGAAAGUACCUAAAGAAAAUUUUCUAUCUUACAUGAUCAGUUACAUAGUU
This is a messenger RNA of Lycium barbarum (goji berry), 1796 nucleotides long. Its product is annotated as probable pectate lyase 5. The record is from RefSeq and is a predicted model, not a curated record. NCBI's taxonomy places the organism in Eukaryota, Viridiplantae, Streptophyta, Magnoliopsida, Solanales, Solanaceae. The transcript is spliced from 5 exons. Gene Ontology annotation, molecular function: pectate lyase activity. The coding region runs from base 223 to 1716 and encodes 497 amino acids.